Messenger RNA from Anarrhichthys ocellatus (wolf-eel), 5384 nucleotides. It is a transcript of the gene fhod3a, whose product is annotated as formin homology 2 domain containing 3a. Gene Ontology annotation, molecular function: actin filament binding. The transcript has 30 exons. The record is from RefSeq and is a predicted model, not a curated record. Lineage: Eukaryota; Metazoa; Chordata; Actinopteri; Perciformes; Anarhichadidae. Gene Ontology annotation, biological process: cortical actin cytoskeleton organization; cardiac myofibril assembly; sarcomere organization. Gene Ontology annotation, cellular component: cytoskeleton; cytoplasm. Bases 145 to 5184 code for a protein of 1679 amino acids.
GGACAGGCUGCUCUCACGAGCGCACUUGGCGCACUUGGCGACCCGGGUUUGUUGUCGUUACCAGGAGAGGAGCCACAGCCGACAGCCUACAGCUCUCAUUGAACCGGGCUGCCCUCUCAGAGGAGAUACUUGCAUGGAUGCACCAUGGCCACGUUUGUCUGCAGGGUUCAGUUUUUAGAUGACACCGAUCCGUUUAACAGCACGAAUUUCCCGGAACCGACCAGACCGCCGCUGUACACCUUCAGGGAGGAUAUCCCACUCAUCAACCAGUUAGCGGGCAUCCACCGGCUCCUCAAGACUCCACACAAGCUUGAUGACUGUACGCUGCAGCUCUCCCACAAUGGCACCUAUCUGGAUCUGGAGUCCUCUCUGGCCGAGCAAAAGGACGAGCUGGAGGGCUUUCUGCAGGAUGACACAGGGUCCAGAGGGAAGAAGCACAGUGUUAUUCUACGAACCCAGCUGACCGUCCGUGUGCACGCCUGCAUCGAAAGGCUGUAUAUUUCCAAUGGACGUGACUUGAGAAGGGCACUGUUCUCUCUCAAGCAAAUUUUUCAGGAUGACAAAGAUCUGGUCCAUGAGUUUGUGAUGGCUGAAGGUCUGACGUGUCUCAUCAAGGUGGGAGCAGAAGCUGACCAGAACUACCAGAACUACAUAUUAAGAGCUCUGGGGCAGAUCAUGCUGUAUGUAGAUGGGAUGAACGGUGUCAUUGGGCAUGCUCAGACAAUCCAGUGGCUGUACACUCUUGUUGGCUCAAAGUUCCGGCUGGUGGUGAAAACAACUCUGAAGCUAUUGUUAGUGUUUGUUGAGUACUCCGAGUCCAACGCCCCACUGCUGAUAGAAGCCAUCACCUCUGUGGACACCAAGAGAGGAUGCAAGGCGUGGUCCAAUACUAUGGAGAUUUUGCAUGAGAAGGACGGAGUGGACACAGAGCUGCUGGUCUACGCCAUGACCCUCAUUAAUAAGACACUUGCAACACUGCCUGAUCAGGACUCAUUUUACGACAUGGUCGAUGGUCUGGAGGAACAAGGCAUGGACACAGUGUCCCAAAGACAUCUGGGGCGGAAAGGCACAGAUCUGGACUUGGUUGAGCAGCUCAACAUCUAUGAGAUGACCCUACGGCAUGAAGAUGGCGACGAUGACACCCAGCCUCCGCCAAUGGGACGCCGGGACCGCCGACGAGUCAGCCUUGGGGGCGGUGACAAAAAGUGUGGCCUAGAGAGAAGGCGGAGCCGCAGGGCCUCUCUUGGGCGAACCGGUCAGGCCUCCCCCUGCAGCCCGUCCCCGCAGAGAGCCGGCUUCCAGCCUUUCAAUGGACAGAGAGCUGAGGACACGAGCGGGAGAGCACUGUCAGGUUUCCUUCCAUCCAUUGUGGUGAUUUCCAUUUGCAUGCUUGUCUUAUGUAUCGCAUCAUCUCUCCCUCAAUCCUCCCCUCCCACCCAACCAUCCAUUCAUCCUUCCCCACCCUGCCUCUACUACAGAGAGGAAGAAUGUGAGGAUGGGAUAGAGGAGGAGGAGGAGGAGGAGGAGGAAGAGGAGACUCCAGUGACUGAGUCUGAUUCAGAUGAGCAGGAGGGGGCUGAUACAGUGUCUAAACUGACCACCCUCAGCCCGGCCAGGCACCUUCCAACCAUAGGUCACCGAACAUCCGUCCAGUCCAUCACCAUCACUUCCAGAAAGGAGAAUAUAAAAGAGGAGGAGCAGAGGAAUCGGACUGAACCACCUCCAGCGCCCACCCACCACUCCCCAUCUACUCCCACCUUCUCUCCCUCAGUCUCCUCCCCUCUCAGCCCCCCAGCACAACCCUCCUUUCUGUCCAGCCUGCUGGCCAGGAAGAGGUCCAUCGUCACCGUACCGGCUACCAAGGAGGUCACCCCGCCAUCACGCGGCAGCUCCCGUCCCACCCCCGAAUGCCUGCCUUACAUGCCCCACUCACCCUUCCACCUGUUCUCCUACGACCUCCAUGAGGAGCCGUCACCCCCGGCUCCGCCCAAACCCAGCGAGGAGUCACCCAAAACGACGUCUCCCAGGAAUGGAAGUCUCACGUCCUACUCCUCCCUCAGCUCCCCAAGUACGCCCACCAGCUCCAGGCCUGCUUUGGGAGGUCUCGUCUCCUCCUCUUACCGACAACACCAGGAAUCUCUGGCGGCCGAGCGGGAGCGCCGCCGCGGGGAGAGAGAGGAGAGACUGCAGCGGAUAGAGAGAGAGGAGAGGAACAAGCACAGCCGCGGCUAUGUGGAUAAAAUGGAAGAGGCCAGGCUUGCGCGGGAGGAGAGGUAUAAGAACGUAGAGCGUCUGGCGUCGGAGGAGUACGAGAGGGAGCACGUACGGGUAUCGAGGACUCGCCCUGACCUCAACCUCACCUUUGAACCGGCGGAGGCCUGGCCCUCGUCAUCGCGCAGCAGCACCCCGUCCUCCUUCGCCUCCCAGGAGGACGCAGAGGCUGACCUCGAAGCCGAGACCCCCGCCACCCCCUACACGCCCUCUGAGACUGCAGAGGCUGAUGACUCCAGUGCCAGUGUAGAACCAGAGGAAAAAGAAGCCACUGCUGAAGAGGAGGACGAACGGAAAGAGGAGGAAGUACAGGAGGAAGCAGCAACAGAAAAGGAGGAGGAAGGCGAAGAGUUUGAGCAGGAACCGGAGAAGGAGAAGGAGAAAGAGGAGGCGGUGGAGGAGGCGGAGGAGGAGGAGGAUAGCGGCAUCCUAAGCGACAAAGAACGCCAGAAUGAGGAAGUGAAUGAGAAGGACAACUGCUCGGCCUCCAGCAUCUCAUCGGCCAGCAGCACUUUGGAGAGAGAGGAGAGGGGGGGCAAUGACAAUGGCUUUAAGGAGCCAGAGGUGAACGAGCAGUGCAGCAAACUCCUCAACAGCAAGCUCUUCAUGCUGAACAUGCUGUACUCCCAGAACAAGAAGCCUAGUGAUGAGGAGGAGGAAGAAGAGGAUGUGGAGAAGGAGAAAGAGAAGGAGAAAGGAGAGGGGGAGGAGGACAAAGAAACUCAGGAGGAGGCCGAUGUGCAACAGGGCGACGACCAGGAGAGCGACCACAAGGCUGACAUAUCAGACCUCCACAGGACCAUCCGACCGUUCGCCGAGCGGUUUGGAGAGUUGAUCAAGGACCUCGGUUCGACUCCCCCUCACCUGGAUGUCCCGGCCACUGAGCCCCCUCCUCCCCCUCCUCCCCCACCCAAAAAGGAAUCGGACACGAUCUGGGACCAGCUGCUGGCCAGCCCUCGAGAGCUGCGCAUCGGGGACAUCAACUUCACCGACCUGACGGAGGAAGAUGACAAAGACAUUCUGGACGCUGUUUUGAUGGGAGGAUGCAGUGACCACCCGCCCCCGCCGCCCCCUCCUCCCUGCCUCCCCUGCCUCCCCCGCUUCCCUCCACCCCCACCCAUGCUAGGCAGCUGCCCCCCACCCCCUCCCUUGAUUGGGAUGAUGCCGCCUCCUCAGCCCCCUUCCUUUAGCGCCCUAAUUCCAGUGCCUCCUCCCCCGGAGCCGCCACUCUUCAAUAAGAAGAAGAAGACGAUCAGGCUCUUCUGGAGCGAGGUGCGUCCGACAGAUUCUCAGUACCAGGACUACAAGCGGAGGGGAGACACAUUCUGGUCCAAACUAGAACCAGUGAAAAUUGACACGGCCAAACUGGAACACCUGUUUGAGUCUAAAUCAAAGGAAAUACCAGUUACAAAGAAAACAGCAGCAGACGGCAAGCGUCAGGAGAUCAUUGUUUUGGAUUCCAAGAGGAGCAACGCCAUCAACAUCGGUCUGACGGUGCUGCCUCCUCCUCGCACAAUCAAGACGGCCAUCCUCAACUUUGACGAGUACGCGCUCAACAAGGAGGGCAUAGAGAAAAUCCUGACGAUGAUCCCCACGGAGGAGGAGAAGCAGAAGAUCCAGGAGGCCCAGCUGGCCAACCCUGAUGUCCCGCUGGGUUCAGCAGAGCAGUUCCUCCUCACUCUAUCCUCCAUCAGCGAGCUCUCUGCUAGACUCCAACUCUGGGCCUUCAAGAUGGACUACGAGGCAACCCAGAAGGAAGUGGCUGAGCCGCUGCAGGAUCUGAAAGAGGGCAUGGAACAGCUGGAGAAGAACAAGACUCUCCGCUACAUCCUCUCCACACUGCUCUCUAUGGGAAACUUUCUCAAUGGCGCCAAUGCGAAAGGCUUCGAGUUGACGUACUUGGAGAAGGUUCCAGAGGUGAAGGACACGGUUCAUAAGCAGUCUCUGCUGCAUCACGCCUGCUCUGUGGUGGUGGAGAACUUCCCUCAGAGCACCGACCUCUACUCCGAGAUCGGAGCCAUCACACGAUCUGCAAAAGUGGAUUUUGACCAGCUGCAGGAGAACCUGUGUCAGAUGGAGCGGCGCUGCAAAGCCUCAUGGGACCACCUGAAGGUGAUCGCCAAGCAUGAGAUGAAGCCCCAGCUGAAGCAGAAGAUGUCUGACUUCCUCAAAGACUGCGCUGAGAGGAUUAUCAUCCUCAAGAUUGUUCACCGCAGGAUCAUCAACAGGUUCCAUUCAUUCCUGUUGUUCCUCGGUCAUCCGGCCUACAGCGUGAGAGACGUCAGCGUCCACAGGUUUAGUAAAAUCCUCAGCGAGUUUGCGCUGGAGUACCGAACCACCCGAGACCGCGUGCUGCAGCAGAAACAGAAACGAGCCGACCACCGCGAGCGCAACAAGACCCGAGGAAAGAUGAUCAUCGACGUCAACGCCCCUUCUGAUGAUGAAGAGGAGAGUGAGUGUGGUCGGAACGGCUCCGGCAGCAGUAACAGUGCCCCAAGUGGCAGCCAGGAGGUGGAGCAUCCUCAGGGUAUGGGCCACACUGAGGACGUUGCAGAGCACGAGCACAUGAAAGCCGUGCUGAGAACCAGCCUCAGUGGAGGUGACAAGGAGGCCAGCGGGGUGCCGGGGCUUCGCACACGGACCAGAUCCCGGCCCGGGCGGGGAGGUCGCAGUAUGCCGGCAUGGACUCCACCUGCGGAGGACACUCAGAUCUGUGGAGACGACUCUGCAGACGAGAUUAUGGAACGUAUAGUGAGGUCGGCCACUCAGGGUCCAGGAACCAGAGCCCAGCCCAGAGAGAGGAGGAGGUCCAGGGCCAACCGCAAGUCAUUGAGGCGGACUCUGAAGAACGGCCUGACCCCAGAGGAAGCUCUUGCUCUGGGACUUUCCGAUUCUCCGGAUCCACCAAUGUAAUCAUCCAAUCAUCGAAGCGCCAUCUCUGUCUGCCUUUGUAUUUCACCGGUCACAAACCCCUUUAGGUUUUUGCCAGCUGCUAAUUUUGUUUGCCUGAUGUGUCUGAGUGAUAAAGCUGCAGCCAUAAUUUUUUUUUCUUUUGUAAUGCAACUCAAAGAAAUAUAUAUUCCCGAAGAAAAACUGGAAGGGAAGAAGGAGAA